This is a messenger RNA of Styela clava, 2501 nucleotides long. Its product is annotated as melatonin receptor type 1B-like. The record is from RefSeq and is a predicted model, not a curated record. Gene Ontology annotation, cellular component: membrane. Gene Ontology annotation, molecular function: G protein-coupled receptor activity. Gene Ontology annotation, biological process: G protein-coupled receptor signaling pathway. NCBI's taxonomy places the organism in Eukaryota, Metazoa, Chordata, Ascidiacea, Stolidobranchia, Styelidae.
AUCUUACAGUAUUCAUCAAAAUAGUCUUAUAUAUAAGCCAGGAUCUCCAGCACACAACCUUGUAAAACUGUGCUACUCUUCUAUGCUGAAACAUAUUGGUACCGACGUACAAUACACAACAUGGAGGACAAUAUAAGUACCACCGCCUGGACUAUGACAACACAAAUGAACGGAAUGCAAAUUUUCCACCUCGUAUUUUUAUUACUUGUUUGUUUAGUUGGAACUAUAGGAAAUAUCAUGACAAUUGUGGCGGUCAGGAUUGAACGUAAACUCAGAGAAUCGCUGUCAAACAUGUUCGUUAUCAAUCUGGCUUUGGCGGAUUUGGUUGUUUGUUCCAUUGUUGUCCCAAUGAUGAUAUCUCAUGACGCACACGCUGAAAUAUUACCAGGACCCUAUUUGUGCUACAUCAUGGUUAUAAUAUCUGGAAUCGCAUGUCACACGGCAGCUGCCACAAUGACUGGUAUUGCUGUAACAAGAUACGUCGCGGCUUCUCGAGCAACAAGAUACCACGACAUCAUCACGAAGGGAAGAGUAUUUGUCGCCAUCAUUGUAGUAUGGUUAUUUGCUGCUCUUAACACAACACCUAUAUUAUUAGCCUGGCUUGAAGUAGACUCGUUGGAUUUGAACAAUUACGUAUGCGUUUGCUUCGAUGGUACAUUUGCUCUCUACUACACUCUAGGACCAGUCAUCAUCGGACAUUUUUUGCCGCAUGCCAUCACAGUAUUUUGCUAUUACAGAAUAAUGAGGGCAAUGCGAAAAAGUAGAAAGCGAGUAACUUCAUCGUCUGUGGGAACAUUGACUUCUGUCAGCGGAGCCGAUAAAGAUAAAGAAAAAAGGAAAAGUACAACUCUAAACAGUGAAACUGAAGGAGAAUCACAAACGACACUUUCAGUCAGCAAUUGGUCAAAACACGAAGUUCAACUUUUGAAAACAUCAAUGUGGAUCAUCGGAUUUUUCAGUUUCUGUUGGAUACCGUAUGGUAUCUUAGUCAUUUUGCAAGAUCUUGCUCCAAUUGAAUUAAAGAAGACGUUUGGCAGUCUUUGUCUGCUGAGUUUUUCGUUGAACCCAGUAAUAUAUGGAUUACUGAGCAAGAGUUUCAGACAGGCUUACAAAAGAAUCAUUGUAAAGGUAUUUUGUGGAUUUUGCUGCUUUCGUGGUCUGGAUGAUGGAAUUCGUUCUACUCCUUCAUUAACUAAUCGAAGAAAAUCUGAUAAACAGCGUUCGUCACCUAGAGCAGCGCAAUACCAAGCAUCAGAAUCAAGUGACGAAGUGAGGUUUCAAUACGGACGAUCAUCGCCUUCACAUAUCACAUAAAAAAACGAAAUUAAGAAGAAGUCAGUUUAAACAACCAUAGUUCAAUUUAAACAGCACAAAACCAAAGACAUAAAUUCUGUGCCGCCUCAAACUUCAGGGAAUUUUCAUGUGAUCUGUGACGAAUGUCUGUGUAUGCAUAUCUUCAACUUCGGAUUCAUCAUAUGAAUGACAUGCUAAUUAAUUAUCUCUAUCACAAUGCUAAGGAAACUAUAUAUAUCGCACGAUUUUAUUCAGAGCAUACCCUGAACUCAAACUUCAGGGAAUUUUUGUGUGAAGCUGCGAUCAGGAAAUUUUUAUGUGAUCUGUGACGAAUGUCUGUGUAUGCAUAUCUUCAAUUUCGGAUUCAUCAUAUGAUUGACAUGUUAAUUAAUUACCUCUAUCACAAUGCUAAGGAAACUAUAUAUAUCGCACGAUUUUAUUCAGAGCAUACCCUGAACUCAAACUUCAGGGAAUUUUUGUGUGAAGCUGCGAUCAGGAAAUUUUUAUGUGAUCUGUGACGAAUGUCUGUGUAUGCAUAUCUUCAAUUUCGGAUUCAUCAUAUGAAUGACAUGCUAAUUAAUUACUUCUAUCACAAUGCUGAGGAAACUAUAUCGCACGAUUUUAUUCAGAGCAUACCCUGACCUCAAACUUCAGGAAAUUUUUGUGUGAAGCUGCGAUCAGGAAAUUUUUAUGUGAUCUGUGACGAAUGUCUGUGUAUGCAUAUCUUCAACUUCAAAUUCAUCAUAUGAUUGACAUGUUUAUUAAUUACCUCUAUCACAAUGCUAAGGAAACUAUAUAUAUCGCACGAUUUUAUUCAGAGCAUACCCUGACCUCAAACUUCAUGGAAUUUUUCUGUGAAGCUGCGAUCAGGAAAUUUUUAUGUGAUCUGUGACGAAUGUCUGUGUAUGCAUAUCUUCAACUUCGAAUUCAUCAUAUGAUUGACAUGUCAAUAAAUUACCUCUAUCACAAAGCUGAGGAAACUAUAUCGCACGAUUUUAUUCAGAGCAUACCCUGACCUCAAACUUCAGGGAAUUUUUCUGUGAAGCUGCGAUCAGGAAAUUUUUAUGUGAUCUGUGACGAAUGUCUGUGUAUGCAUAUCUUCAACUUCGGAUUCACCAUAUGAAUGACAUGCUAAUUAAUUACCUCUAUCACAAUGCCGAGGAAACUAUAUCGCACGAUUUUAUUCAGAGCAUACCCUGACCUCAAAC